Messenger RNA from Guillardia theta CCMP2712, 628 nucleotides. RefSeq lists its product as hypothetical. Bases 19 to 579 code for a protein of 186 amino acids. Gene Ontology annotation, molecular function: 5'-nucleotidase activity. The record is from RefSeq and is a predicted model, not a curated record. Gene Ontology annotation, biological process: pyrimidine deoxyribonucleotide catabolic process. Lineage: Eukaryota; Cryptophyceae; Pyrenomonadales; Geminigeraceae. The transcript has a single exon.
CGGACGAUAUUGGUGGACAUGGACAAUACAGUAGUCGACUGGGACGGGAUGUUCAUCAAGAGGUACGGGCGUGCCAUCGGAGCCAACGAGGCCCGGCAGCAGGAGAUCGAGUCGAAGAUCCGCAACAGGAAGCACUUUGAGAUCGAGCACAACUUCGACGAGCAUGAGCGUGCGCAAGUGAUGGAGGUCAUCGCCUCCCCUGGGUUCUUCGCUGAGCUCGAGCCGCUUCCUGGUGCCAUCGAGGCGCUGAAGGAGAUGGUUGAACGGGGAGUCGAUGUCCGCCUCGUCACGGCUCCUCAUCCUGUCUGCCCCGGCCCCUGCGCUAACGAGAAGUACGACUUCCUCCUCCGACACUUCGGCAGCGACUGGAUCGACAGGAUGAUCAUCACGCGCGAUAAGACACACGUGGUCGGAGCAGCUCUCAUCGACGACAAGCCAGCGGUCACAGGGUCCGCCGCCUCACCGUCCUGGAACCACGUCCUCUUCGAUCAGCCGUACAACAGGCAGGUAGAGGGCAAGAGCAGGCUGACGGAGUGGGUGAACUGGGAGAACAUUCUAGCCGAUGCCCUCAAGCUAUGAUCACGUCAGCUCCUCCUCUUGUCACCGACCUGACUGAUUGUUUCAUCCC